Molecule: messenger RNA, 1416 nt
Organism: Pocillopora damicornis (cauliflower coral)
Lineage: Eukaryota; Metazoa; Cnidaria; Anthozoa; Scleractinia; Pocilloporidae
Product: epithelial sodium channel subunit alpha
Biological process (GO): sodium ion transmembrane transport
Cellular component (GO): plasma membrane
Molecular function (GO): ligand-gated sodium channel activity
Source: RefSeq, a predicted model, not a curated record
AUUUUUCCAGCAGUGACCAUAUGUAACAUGAACAUGCUUCGCUUUGAUAAGCUUCCAGACAGCUACUUCGACGAUAUAAUUGCAAGUAUAAGCUCACAAGUGAAUGUAUCAAUAUCGAUUGAACAAAGCAACAACUCCUCUGAUACUGCGGGCAACUCCACAGAAGAUUCUUCUCUAGAGUCAUCCGGAUCCGGAGAAGAGUACAAUGAGGAUGACUUUUAUGAAGGUGUUGCAGAUGCUUAUGAUUCACUUGGCAUCUCUGGGGAGGAAGCUAAAAUGAUCGACUAUCUGAUUGAAGAAGCCUUACUCGCCAAGAUUGCACAAGAGAAUCAUUCAACACUGUUCAAAUUAGGCCAUCAAUAUGAAGAUUUCGUGUUCGAGUGUUCUUUUAGAGGCUAUGACUGCAGAAACUAUUCAAAGCACUGGCACAACUUUUGGGAUUUUCGUUUUGGUAAUUGUUUCACGUUUAACGGCGGGCUGGACGAUUUUGGUAAGCCUCAGAAAAUUUUACACUCACAUAGCACUGGACCUGCUGGAGGUUUGAAAUUGAAGCUAUUUAUAGAACAGUCACAAUACGUCUCACAGCUAUCCCAUACUGCUGGUGCUAGGAUUGUCAUUCACGACCAGGGACAAAUGCCAUUUCCAGAAAAUGAAGGUUAUGAUGUUUUACCGAGCCGUUCAACCUCCUUUGCCAUCAGAAAGACUGUUAUUGAACGCGUGGAUCCAUUUGGGAAUGGAAGUUGCAUUUCUGGUGAUGAUGUCAAAGAAAAAGAUAUUUAUGGGAAGAAAUUCCAUACGACAUACUCUAGGCAGGCUUGCUUGAAUUCGUGCCUUGCUAAUAAACAGCUUUCAGAAUGUGGAUGUGCUGAGGCUCAAUUUCCCACAGACUCUAAUAUAUGCGACAUAAAAAACUCCACCACAGCCCGAUGUCUGCGAACAUUGCUACAGAGAUUACUUGAAGGGAAGCUCAGCUGCAAAGAGAACUGUCCCACACCCUGCAGAGAAGUGGAAUUUAGGACCUCACAGUCAAUGGGAGAAUGGCCUUCCAUGGGAUACGAAGGGAUUCUUAUGGGUCGUCUUCGAGAAAAACAAUGGUUUAUUACCGAAGAUAAAUAUGGAUUCUAUCUCAGUGAGAAUUUUCUUCAAGCGAGAAUAUUCUUUGAGCAGCUAAACUUUGAAAGAGUUGUAGAAAGUGUCAGCUAUAAGAAAGUGAAUCUUGUUGCAGAUAUUGGAGGACAGCUUGGACUUUGGAUUGGUAUUUCAGUGUUAACUUGUUGCGAGUUUUUGGAGCUUAUUCUCCUUAUCAUCAGAAGUCUUAUCAAGAGGUCUUUCUCAAGAAAUAUCAUCAAUGUGGAACCUUCUCCCCGUUAGAUACACACGAAAUCAUAGAGUAGCAUCUAUGUCAAAUAUUUCUUU